CAAUUAAGGGCGUCAUUUCGACAGGAAUGUUCGUCAUUCGCGAAAGCCAUAACGUGCUCGCAGACAUGUGCAAAACCUUCCAGAACACACUGGAGGUCAGCAGCGACGAUGAGGAAACCGAAACAAUCGUUGAGCAAAUGGAAGAAACGAUCUACUCACAUUUUCCGAUUUCGCAUCACCUCCUGUUCAAUAAUCCCUACGCGAUCAUCAAGAACUUGCCCAUUCUAAGUCCGGAAAUGCGGGCGAAAACUCCAGCUUUGCCAUUGAAAACACGAUCGACUCCUGCUUUCUCACUCGUCGUGGAUCUCGAUGAAACACUGGUUCAUUGUAGCCUGGAAAAUUCUGAAGAUGCGUCCAUGUCAUUCCACAUGCGGUUCGAUGAUGGGAAAACUCGGGAGGUAUUUGUGCAAACACGGCCGCAUUACAAGUGCUUCUUAGAAACAGUGUCCAAGAUGUUUGAAGUCAUUGUGUUCACAGCCUCUGAGCGCAGCUACGCCGACAAGCUCAUCAACAUGAUCGACCCCAACCGACGCUUGAUCAAGUACAGACUGUUCCGCGAGCACUGUUUGAACGUGAACGGAAAUUAUGUCAAAGAUUUGACAAUUCUUGGCCGAGACUUGCGAAGAACCAUAAUCAUCGACAACUCUCCAGUGGCAUUCGGUUAUAUAGAUUUGACAAUUCUUGGCCGAGACUUGCGAAGAACCAUAAUCAUCGACAACUCUCCAGUGGCAUUCGGUUACCAACUCGACAAUGGGAUCCCGAUCGACAGCUGGUACGCUGACCGCGAUGACAGAGAACUCAUCAAAUUACUGCCAUUCUUGGAAUAUGCAGUGACUGUGGACGAUGUCAGGCCAUGCAUAAGGACAAAAUACAAGCUUUGGUCUAAGCUUGAAGAUUACUAUGCUUGAAAGAAAGGUGGCUUGAGAAGAACUACAGUACUUCAAGCAUGAACUUGCCAAGAUGAAAAUCAGGGCGCCAUCAAGUGGAUACCUGAAGAGAAGACAGACUUCACGGUUGCGAACAAAGCCAAAAUUUAUCCUCAGAGUCUGAUUUUCGAUCGAUUGUCUUUUUUUUCGAUAGCCAUAUUCCUGCAGCCAGGACGAGUAUAAAUAAAAUGAAAAUUUAAGGUUUUCAUCAUGGUGUCCAGACCGAUUUCCGCGUUACUGCAUUUUACCGAUUAAACUUGUUAAAUCAUAAAAGAAAAAAGAGUGCAAUACCAGAAGAGCAGGAGUAAAAAUGCAACAACC
Notodromas monacha is the source of this 1247-nucleotide messenger RNA. NCBI's taxonomy places the organism in Eukaryota, Metazoa, Arthropoda, Ostracoda, Podocopida, Cyprididae. The record is from the annotation of a GenBank genome assembly.